GGACCCAAAAUUAGAUUCCUUGAAGGUUUUUUUCAUGACAUCCUACUGAAUCAAAAAGCUUAAUCUCAAGGGUUUGGCAUCCUACUGAACCAUGACAAUGAAGGUUUUUUCAUCAGCCUGUGAAGCAAAAGAAUCGAACCCGAGCUGGGUUCCGUGGAACCCAAUUGCUGGGUUCCUCAAACCCAGCAGAUCUGGGUUCCACGGAACCCAAUUGGCUGGGUUCCAUCGAACCCAGUUUGCUGGGUUCCGUCGAACCCAGUUUGCUGGGUUUGGUGGAAGAAGAGAAGAAGAGAAAGAAAGAAAGAAAAAGAAAAAAGAAAGGAAGAAGAUGGAUCGAAAGAGGGGAAGAAGAUGUAUCAAGAAAGGAGACAGGGGUAUUAAGAAUGAGGAGAGCUUGGUGGAGGCUGGUGUCAGCCCUCUUUUGGGUACUCUUGGAGGUCAAGAUAGAGGAUCUAUCAAGGAGAAGAUCAAGGAUUUCAAUUACCUCAAAUUAGGUUUUGUUUUUCCUUAGACAUUCUUAUGUUCAUAACUUUGAUUUCAUAUUUUAUUCUUUUUAUUAUGAACUAAUUUAUUUUAUUAAGGUUAUGAUGUAACCUAAUCAAUUCAAUAAAGAUUUUGUGAUUUU
This is a messenger RNA of Rubroshorea leprosula, 625 nucleotides long. The record is from the annotation of a GenBank genome assembly. NCBI's taxonomy places the organism in Eukaryota, Viridiplantae, Streptophyta, Magnoliopsida, Malvales, Dipterocarpaceae.